Messenger RNA from Chenopodium quinoa (quinoa), 2390 nucleotides. Its product is annotated as pentatricopeptide repeat-containing protein At5g66520-like. NCBI's taxonomy places the organism in Eukaryota, Viridiplantae, Streptophyta, Magnoliopsida, Caryophyllales, Amaranthaceae. The transcript has 2 exons. Gene Ontology annotation, biological process: RNA modification. The record is from RefSeq and is a predicted model, not a curated record. The coding region runs from base 130 to 2100 and encodes 656 amino acids. Gene Ontology annotation, molecular function: protein binding; zinc ion binding; RNA binding.
ACAUACUGGUACUUGUACCAGUAUUGUUUGAUUAUGUUAUGAAACUUCACUGAAUUGUUAGUUGUUACUAGUACAAUUUAUUAAAUCUUACAAUUUCAAUUGUAAUGCAUAAAUAAAGAAAAUCAAGAGAUGAUAUCUGUUGCCAUAUCUUCUGCACUUGUUGCUGCUGCUCCACCCAGUAACCCAAACCCAGCUAAACGCUUAGAUAAAUGCUCGUCCAUGGCAGAAUUGAAGCAACUUCACUCCCAAAUCAUCCGUCUUGGCCUUUCAUCUGACAACGAUGUAAUGGGUAGAGCUAUCAAGUUUUGUGCUUUGUCGAAAUCUGGUGAUUUGGUUUAUGCCCACCAACUGUUUGAUAAAAUGCCCCAACCAGAUGCUUUUAUAUACAACACCUUAAUCAGGGGUUAUUUGCAAUGUUAUUUGGCUAGGGAAUGCUUGAUUUUGUACUUGCGAAUGUUGCAGGACUCUGUUUUUCCUAACAACUUUACAUUCCCUUCUCUUGUUAGAGCUUGUUGCAUUGAUAAUUGGGUUGUAGAAGGCAAGCAAAUUCAUGCCCAUGUUGUCAAGUUUGGGUUUUUGAAUGAUGGGUUUUCACAGAACAAUUUGCUUUAUAUGUAUGUGAGUUUUGGGUUAUUAGAGGAAGCUCGUCGGGUUUUUGAUAAGAUGCCACGAAGAGAUGUUGUCUCGUGGACUACCUUGAUUAGUGGGUACUCACAAUUGGGUCUUGUAAAUGAUGCUUAUGAUGUGUUUAGGUCAAUGCCUAAUAGAAAUUCAGCUACUUGGAAUGCAAUGAUAGCUGCAUAUGUGCAGCAUAAUCGUUUCCACGAGGCGUUUGCUUUGUUCAAUGAAAUGAGGACCGAAAAUGUAGAAUUAGAUAGGUAUGUAAUAGCUAGUAUGCUGUCUGCUUGUACAAAGCUAGGAGCUCUGGAGCAAGGAGAGUGGAUUCAUGGAUAUAUCAAGAAGAAUGACAUAAAGAUGGAUACAAAACUUGCAACGACAAUUAUCGACAUGUACUGCAAGUGUGGGUGCCUGGAAAAGGCUUUUGAAGUUUUCAAUGAGCUGCCUUCAAAGGGGAUUUCUACAUGGAACUGUAUGAUUGGUGGUUUUGCAAUGCAUGGAAGAGGAGAAGUAGCUAUAGAGAUUUUCAAGGCUAUGGAGAGGGAAGCAGCUGCUCCUGAUAACAUCACUUUCUUGAACGUUCUCAGUGCUUGUGCUCAUUCGGGAUUGGUUGAAACAGGACGCCAUUACUUCAAGCAUAUGACUGAAGUUCAUGGACUCGAACCAAGAAUGGAGCACUAUGGUUGCAUGGUUGAUUUAUUUGGUAGAGCAGGAUUGCUGGAGGAGGCCAGAAAGCUUGUUGAAGAAGAGAUGCCCAUGGAAGCUGAUGCUGGGGUGUUGGGUGCCCUUGUUGGAGCUUGUAAGAUCCAUGGAAACUUCGAGCUAGGAGAGAAAUUUGGGAAGAGAUUGAUUGAACUAGAUCCUAAUAACAGUGGUCGAUAUGUUCUAUUAGCCAACCUCUAUGCAACUGCAGGCAAAUGGGAUGAUGUUGCUAAGAUCAGGAGGUUAAUGAAUGAUAGGGGGGUGAAAAAGGCUCCAGGUUUUUCAGUGAUCGAAAUGGAAGGCAUGGUCAGCGAAUUUAUUGCAGGGGGAAGGGCUCACCCUGAAAGCAGGGAGAUAUACUCUAAACUUGAUGAAGUGCUUGAGAGAAUAAAAAGCCUAGGUUAUGUGCCUGACACGGAUGGAGUAUUGCAAGAUAUUGAUGAAGAGGAAAAGGAGAACCCUUUAAAUCAUCAUAGUGAAAAGCUUGCCAUAGCAUUUGGGCUACUGAAGACUAAACCAGGGCAAACCAUUCGCAUCACCAAGAACUUGAGAGUUUGUAGAGAUUGUCACCAAGCAAGUAAACUCAUUUCCAAGGCUUUUGAUCGCGAAAUUAUUGUGAGGGAUAGGAAUCGUUUUCACCAUUUCAAGAAUGGUGAAUGUUCUUGCAAUGAAUUCUGCUAUUGGAUAGGCCAAGUACUUUAUAUAUGGAACGACUGGUCAGUGGGCAAGGAAAGCCUCAACUGCGCCAAAGAAUCCUACUUCUUUCAGUCAGGCAGGUAAACUCUCAUCAGAAAAGGAUGUUCCCGCAGUAGCUUUUUUUGUUGAGUUUACCAUCACUAUUACGAGACUUGUGUAGAUGCCUUAUAUGAUUAUACUUGCGUGGAUUGGAGGAUUGGGAACAGAAGGUGGUCUUAAGAAUUCAUUGUGAACAUCUAAUAUAUCUAACAGUUGUGCUGUAUCGAUAUUAAAAUUCAGAACACAGAGCUUGAGUGCUAGCAGAUUAAGCUUCAGAUAUGUGAUAAUGCUGGUCAAGAAUCCAUCAUAACAGGAGUAAUUUUUCUUUAUGCCUA